Messenger RNA from Tachysurus fulvidraco (yellow catfish), 1776 nucleotides. RefSeq names its product ring finger protein 128a (gene rnf128a). The record is from RefSeq and is a predicted model, not a curated record. NCBI's taxonomy places the organism in Eukaryota, Metazoa, Chordata, Actinopteri, Siluriformes, Bagridae. Bases 185 to 1324 code for a protein of 379 amino acids. The transcript has 7 exons.
AGUUCUUUAAGAGAACGGGGAAUAACGUGACGGUCGUGUGUGUGACAGUAGUGUGUGUGUGUGACAGUAGUGUGUUUACCCAGGAGUGUGUGUGUGUGUGUGACAGUAGUGUGUUUACCCGGGAGUGUGUGUGUGUGACAGUAGUGUGUUUACCCGGGAGUGUGUGUGACGGACAGACGGACAGAUGGGAGCCUAUAAUCGCUGCUUGUUGGCCGUGUGGUUAGUCCAGGUGUGUAGUUCCGGUGAAUUGUCAUGCUUUAGCACGACUUACAUUAACGUGUCUUACGUGAACCCAGUAACUACCCGGACGGUGUGGCGGCGCGAGGAGAUCGGGCUGUACGGCAUCCAGUCACCCACAUACACCGUCUCGGGGACCGUGUACCUGGCCGAGCCCAUUCACGCAUGCGCAAACAACACAAGGUUCGUGCGGCCUUCGGGCUUGGAGCCCUGGAUAGCGCUCGUGCAGCGGGGUAACGGAUGCACGUUCACGUAUAAGAUCAACGCGGCUGCGCGCAACGGAGCAUCAGCAGCCGUCAUCUACAAUAACUAUGGAACCGACAACACUGUCAUCCAGAUGUCACAUCCGGGUACCUCGAUUGUGGCAGUGAUGAUUGGUAAUGCUCAUGGAAUGGAGCUGGUGAAGCUGUUGGAGAACAACGUGUCUGUCACACUGACCGUAGAGGUGGGGCUUCAGCGUGGCUUGUGGAUGAGUCACUACUCCGUCAUAUUCAUCUCUAUUUCCUUCUUCAUCAUCACCACGGCGACUGUGUGCUACUUCAUCAUCUUCUUUGCACAGAGACUCAACAACAUACGCCAGCGGGACCAUAAACAGAAACAGAUGAAGGCACAAGCAAGGAAAGCAAUUGGUCAACUCAAGGUUCGCACACUCAAACAAGGAGAUGAGGAGACAGGACCGGAUGCUGACGCUUGUGCUGUGUGUAUCGAGUCGUAUAAACCAGGAGACCUGCUCUCUGUCCUAACCUGCAAUCAUUUCUUUCAUAAGGCAUGUAUUGAUCCGUGGCUGAUGGAGCACAGAACCUGUCCAAUGUGCAAGUGUGACAUCCUCAAAGCCCUCGGAGUAGAGACAGAGGAUGAACAGCAGCACAUGCCGAACAUCACUUCUGAUUCAUUUCCCAGCAGCACUCAGGAACCAAACCCUGAGUCACCUGCACACAGCGAUGUGGCUUCUUCUGGAUACGAGUCUCUGCAAGCAGCAGAGCAGCUGAGCAAUAAUGAACACACACAUGAGGGUUUGGAUGCAGUGUGUGUGGACGUGCAGCCACACUAUGAUAACCCCGCCUUUGAGAAUGAAACUCGCAGCUAGAAGAUGAGAAAAACACACUGCAACUGUCUCUCUCUCUCUCACACACACACACACACACACACAAAUAUACUGUACAUUUACGGUCACAUUUUUGGGUUUAAAGAAAUGCAUUUAGGUUUAUUUCUCUGUGUGAGUAAAUGAAUUAAUGUGACCUCGUUCUGGGGUUAAUGGGAGGAUUGUGUGCUCUCUUCUCUAUAUCUAGUUUAGGUGUGUGUGUGUGUGUGUGUGUGUGUGUAUAAAUAUAUAUACAUUCUAAAUUUCAACAAUUAUUUUAACUGUAAUAGAUAUUUUACAACACACAGCACAACACUGGUGUGUGCUCACUUCACAGUGUGGCCUUAUUGCUAUCUUAUUGAACUGCUGAUAAAUAGUUACAUAAAAAUUGUAAUUUUAAACUAAUUAUAUUGAUAUGAAAAUUUAAGCUGUAAAUAAAGUAUCUUUUUAUCACAAAA